Molecule: messenger RNA, 733 nt
Organism: Gastrolobium bilobum
Lineage: Eukaryota; Viridiplantae; Streptophyta; Magnoliopsida; Fabales; Fabaceae
Exons: 4
Coding region: 1-612 (203 amino acids)
Source: RefSeq, a predicted model, not a curated record
AUGGAUGUGAAGAAAAUUGUGGUUGUGGUAGAAGAUGUAGAUGCAGCUAGAACUGCUCUACAAUGGGCUCUUCAAAAUAUCAUACGCUAUGGUGACAUCAUCACCCUUCUCCAUGUCUACCAUUCCACAAGAUCAAGAAGCAGAAACAAAGCUCGUCUUCUUCGCCUCAAUGGCUUUAAGUUAGCUCUUUCCUUUCAAGACAUCUGCAACAACUACCCCAACGCAAAGGUUGAGAUUAUUGUCACGGAAGGGGACCAAGAAGGAACCAAGAUUGCUGCUACGGUGCGAGAGAUUGGAGCUUCAGUGCUUGUGGUUGGACUUCACGAUCAUAGUUUUCUUUACAAAUUCGCAAUGGCCCAUUCCCAUAACAGCAUAGCCAGCAACUUCAACUGCAGAGUACUGGCGAUCAAGCAGCCUCAUGUGUCAACACCUAGGCCCAUGAUAUCUGCAUUAGCUGUACUUGACAGUUCAACCAACAUGGACUUUUCACAGAUUGAUAUUUCUAGAUUAGAAGUCUUUCCUACCCCUCCAACAAAAAUUCCAUACCGAAUCUGCCCAAACCCGUCAGCAAUUAUUUGGAGAUCAAGGAGGACAAGGACAAGGAGAAGGUGAAGGACACAAUUUCGUUCAGAAAAUCUUCUUUUAAUUGAAGUGGUCCCAAAAGUAAUUUGGGCCUUUUUUUUUUUUUUUUUUUUUUUUUGCCCUUUCCAAUUUCCUACAAUUUAUGUUCACC